AUGAGCCGGCUCAACAUAGUCACCGCUGAUAUCCUGGGUCCUGGGCAUUGCAAAUGCUGGCGUGCCGCGGGCGAUAGGUGGACGGAUUUCUACACUUGUGGGCGUUCCUGAUAAGUCUGCAGGAGAACAAUCAUGGCAUAGCUGCUGCAAGUGCAAGUCCAUAAAGCUCAAUGUGGGGACCUCUGACGUUGGUCGUCGGGUUUCAGGGGACGUGUCUGGUUCGUGUCGACAGCGCAUGUUGCACCGCAUGAUGCCAACCGGUCGACGUGUCUGGUUGGAAACAUUUCCACGAUGUAUUAACAAAUGGUUUGAAAUAACGCAACACCAAGUACACACGCCCUGAAUUAGGAGUUAGCUAAUGACUAGUUAGACGAUCGUCUAGAAUGUUUGGCGCAGCGCUUCGCCAGGUGGCCGCCAAAGGUGCCGAGCUCGCCAGCAACUUGGUCCGGGAGGUGGAAAGCGUGGCAUCGACCGCUGCUGCGACUGUGGGUCCAUAUGGCACUGCCAAAUUUCAAUCGCAGUUCAGGCUGGGCUUGGCAGUGGGCAGCGUCGGGGGCCUGUGGCGCGUGUAUGCUGGCAGCGCCCGGGCGGCUAACGCGGUGGUCAAGGAGGUGUCUAUCUGGGUGCUGGACAAGAAAGACCUGCAGAGCAGGGGGGAUGGCGGUUCCUUGCCCGCCCCGGGCAGCUCUGGCCUGCUGCCCUCCUCCUCUAGCGGCCCGGGACUGGGCGCCUCAGGCACGGGCGGCGCGGGUGUGGCGGCGGGUCAGCGCUGGGAGGCUGUGUACGAGCAGCAGCGGCACGGCUGUGCGCUCAUGAUGCGGUUGAAGCACCCGGGUGUGGUGCGGGUGGUGCUGCCGCUGGAGGAGACCAGCAGCUACAUGAUCCUGGUGACGGAGGCGGUGCGCGGCUGCCUGCGGGACAUCAUGUCGGCGCCGCAGCACCCCCAGAACCAGCAGCCGCAUACCGCCGGCCACGGCCACGGUUACGGCGCCGGUCACGGCGACGCGGCUGCGGAGGGCGGGGGGCUGGGCGGGGGUGCUGCUGGUGGCUCUGGCGUCCUGAGCAGUCUGGAGGUGAAGCUGGGUCUGCUGGCGGUGGCGGAGGCGCUCGCCUUCCUGCACUCGGCCGCCAGGCUGGCGCACUGCGGACUGUCGCCGCAGACGGUGGUGGUGGCAGCGGACGGCAGCUGGAAGCUGGCGGGCUUUGGCUUCGCGGUGUCAGAGGCUGGGGCAGCGCCGGGUCAGGGGGCGGGGGCGGGGGCGGGGGCGGGGGCGGGGGCGGGGGCGGGGGCGGGGGCGGGCGGGCGGGGCGGGGCGGGGCCGCCGCCGUACGCCUACAACGACCCCUUCCCGCCCCUGUGGGAGGAGCUGGCCAAGCCGCAACUGCCGUACACCGCACCCGAGCUGGUGGUGCCCCCCGGCGGGUCCGUGGGGCCGUGGGCACACACCACCUCCUUCAACCCCACGGGCGGCGGCAGCGCCGCCUCGUCUUGGGCCGCCGCCGACGCCUUCAGCCUGGGAGCCCUGGUGUAUGAGCUGGUCACGUGGGCGGCGGCGGUGGAGGCGGCGGCGGGGCCAGGCGGCGGCGGCGUGGCGGGCAUGGUGGUGGCCACGACGCAGCUGCUGCCGGUGCGGUGCAGCCUGCAGCAGUACGGUGCGCGGGUGGGCGCGCUGGCGGCGGCGGCGGCGGGCGGCGGCGGCGCGCUGGGGCUGGGGUCGGCGGCGCCGGUGGCGUCUGACCUGGCGCGUGUGCCGCCCGAGCUGCGAGGCGUGCUGCUGUCUCUGGUGUCGCCAGUGGCUGCCAGCCGGCCCGGCCCCGCGGCCCUGGCCCGCUGCUCCUGGUUCGAGGACGACGGACUGCUAAGGGCGCUAAGGUUCCUGGAGGGAAUCAUGCAGAGCGAGCCCCGCCACAAGCUGGCUUUCCUGUCCGACCUGGCCGCACCCGCACCUGCACCGGGGCCGGGGCCGGGGCCAGGGGCUGGGUCCCAGCCGGCGGGCCCGCUGUGGCAGCGCAUGAGCGACCGCCUGCUGACCAGCCGAGUGCUGCCGCCGCUGCUGCAGGAGGUGCGCAACGGCGGCACAGUGGGUGUGGCGGCGCUGCCUGUGGUGCUGGCGGUGUGUCAGCGGCUGGGGCGCGGCGUGUUCGCCGCCGUGGCGCUGCCCGUGUUGGCACCCGUGAUGGAGGCGGCCGCCGGCGGCGGCGGUGGUGGGGGUGGUGGAGCAGGUGGAGCAGGUGGUGGGGUAGGAGCGGGUGGCGGCGGCGCGGUGGCGGCUGAGGCGGCGGUGCUGCUGCCGGCGCUUGUGUCGCAGUCGGAGGCCCUCGCGGCGUUGAUGGACGGGCCCACUCUGGACAAGGUGCUGUUGCCGCUGCUGGUGCGCGCACUGGUGGGGCCCGCCCCCUCCGCCUCCUCCUCCUCCUCGUCAGGCGCGGGUGAUGGCGGCCCAGCCACGGGACAGGCCGACCCGCGGCUGGCGCAGGCGGCUCUGUCGCGGCUGCAGGCGCUGGUGGCGGCGGGGCUGGUGGAUGCCAAGUCGGCGCAGGCCCGCACACGCCUGCUGCCGGCGCUGCACACGGCUGUGGGUCGGACCACCAGUGCGGCGGUGCGGGCGUCCUGCCUCGCGCUCAUGGCGGCCCUGGCAGCCAAGGUGGACCGCGCCGAGGCGGAGGGCAUGUUGGCCACGUGUGCCCAGCUGCUGUCUGUGGACACGAGCGGCAACACACUGGUGGCGGUGGCGAGGCUGGCGGAGGCACUGGCGGAGGCGCCGGGCUGGGGGCCGCCCGCCACCGCCGCCCGCCUGCUGCCGCUGCUGACGCCGCACCUGGUGGCGCCCACGCUCACGACCUCGCAGCUAGCGACGUUUGCCGCGGCCGUGCAGAGCCUGUUGCGGCGGGUGGUUCGCUAUGCGGAGGAGGCGGCGGCGCUGCGGGCGAGUGGUGGCGACCCGUCAGCACUGGCGGGAGCUACGGGGCUGGGCACAUCCGCUGCGUCGUCAGCAAUGCCCGAGUCCAGCUCUGGCAGCAGUAACAGCCGCGGAUCCGGAUCUGGGGCACCCGGCGGUGUGGUGGCCUUCACCACGUGGACCCAACCGCGGCCCUCCGCCGCCUCCGCAGCAGCAGCGGUGGCGCCGACCUGGCCGGUCAAGCCAGCCGGCACAACAGGCAGUAGCGGCAGUGGCGUCGCGCCGUCGUCCUCAGUGGCCGGCGGCCAGGGGCCCACCUGGACCUCCAGCAGCAGCGGCGCCUCUGGCGGGGGCAACAGCGGCGGGGGCAUGGGCGCCACGGGUGCCCAGAAGCCCAUGGCGGCUUCCUCUUCGUUAGGAGGAGCUGGCUACGGCGGGGGCGGCGGCCUUGGUGGCACAGCCAACCCCUUCGGGCCAACCCCUUCUUCUUCCAGCACCUCCGCUACCGCUACUGCCGCCGCUUCUACAGCGGGAUACUCCUCGUCAUCUACCACCCUGCACGCGUCCACACAGCCUGCUGCGAGCCGGGAUCCUUUUGCUGCCAGCGCGGCUGCGCCACCAGUGGCCAUGCCUGCUGCCGGGACCUACACAACCCCCAUGGCCUCAUCCUACUCGUCAACGCAUCAAUCCGCACCAACGGCUUCCUAUAUGCCUCGCCAGGCAACAAUAGCAGCAGCAUCGACAGCAGCGCCUGACCCCAAUGACCCGUUCGCAGCCAGCACGGUGCCUUUCAAAGCCCCGACCGCCCCCAUGGCGUCUCAGCCGCAGCACAUGCACGCUUCCUCGUCGGCGCCCUCAUUGCCGUACGGCGCUAGCACGCAUUCAAGUAAUGGAGCAGGCACAGGGCCAGGGGCAGGAGCGAUGGCGGCGGGAGCAGCGGGGCCGUCGCUGAGCGCAGCACAGAUCGCAAAUCUGGCGGCGGCGGGCCUGAUCGUGGGCGGCGGCGGCGGUGGGGGCGGGGUGGCCAAGCCGGCUGGGGAUGUGAUUGGUGGGGCGGCGCCGGCGUUAGGGGGCUGGGACGCGAGGGCGCAUGCCCCAGCAGCGCCGGCAGUAGCUGCGCCCAUGCCCACGCUGCCGCCGCCGCCGGCUCCUGCACCGCGGCAGGCGGGCGGCCCCGUGAACUUGAUGGACCUCUGAGCCUGUGACUGCAUGUGAGCGUGCGAGCUGUCAUAUUACGAUUGGGUCGGUGGCCUGACGUUGUUGGCGCAGGUGGAGCUGCAGGGCGCGGGUACUAGAGCUUUAGGGGCAUAUGAAUGGAUGGACCCGAUGGAUGCGUGUCAGCGUGCCGUGCUGUGCAGGAUGAAGACACAGGUGCGUUCACAAGGCUAGCUGUUAGGCCGGUGCAGAGUGGAUAAGAUUGACAAGACUGACGAGCUGAUGUGGUGAACGGGACAAUUCUUGUAAGGAGACGGACAC
Chlamydomonas reinhardtii is the source of this 4376-nucleotide messenger RNA. RefSeq lists its product as uncharacterized. The record is from RefSeq and is a predicted model, not a curated record. Gene Ontology annotation, molecular function: ATP binding; protein kinase activity. Bases 384 to 4097 code for a protein of 1237 amino acids. Gene Ontology annotation, biological process: protein phosphorylation. The transcript is spliced from 15 exons. NCBI's taxonomy places the organism in Eukaryota, Viridiplantae, Chlorophyta, Chlorophyceae, Chlamydomonadales, Chlamydomonadaceae.